AAAUAUCAAUAAUUAUUAUUAUUUUCUAAAUUUCCGAUCUUGAUGUUUUUGAGAGAAUUCCUUUGUGGUUUUUGAUGGGUUUUCGUUUAUUUGAAACGGGUCGAUGAGAUUUUUAAGUUUCAUUGCGGUUUGUUCAAGCAAAUUUUAAUAUAUUCAUUAAGAUUAUUAUUAUUAUAUAUAAUAAGCCUAUAUAUAAUAUAAAUAAUAAAAUUUUGUGGGUUUUUGGUUUUGGAUGAUUUCUGUUGGGAGUAGAGAUGAUAGGAAGGGGUUAAGUUUCAGUUAUGGUGUUGAAGAUAUGGAUUUAGAAACUGAACUUGAAGAAGGGGAGGCUUGUUUUCAGAACAACAUUAAUAUUAAUAAUAAUAUCAAUAUUAAUAGUAAUUAUAAUAAUCAUGAUUAUGACGAUGAUGAGGAUGAUGAUGAUGACGACAAUAAUUCAACAAUUGACCCUGAUGUUGCUCUCUCUUAUCUUGAUGAAAAACUUCAAGAUGUGUUGGGACAUUUUCAGAAGGACUUUGAAGGUGGAGUUUCAGCUGAAAAUUUGGGGGCAAAGUUUGGGGGAUACGGUUCUUUCUUGCCCACUUAUCAGCGUUCUCCUGCUUGCCCUCAUCCAAAGACACCACCAAAAGCUCCUUUCACUAGCGCAUCCAUAUCUCCGAACGAUCUGCUUAUAGAGGGUGGUCGUCAUCACCCAGUUUCUGUAUCAAAUGCCUCUCUACCAACAAGACAUGGACUACUUUUGACUGGUGGUGUACCAGCAGCACCAAAGGGUCCGUCAAUGAAUGGUAAAGUGAAACAAGAAGUGCACGUGUCAUCUGGUAAGGGUGGUGACAAGUUUGCCUCUAAUGGGCAACAACCAGUUAACAUAAAUUUUGCCAACACUUCUGACCCGAAGUCACUAAAGGUUCGGAUCAAAGUUGGAUCAGAUAACUUGUCGACUCGAAAAAAGGCUGAAAUCUACAGUGGACUUGGCCUUGAUGUCUCUCCUUCAUCUUCAUUAGAAGCUAGUCCCUUAGAUAGCAAUGAUAUCUGCCAUGUGCCCCGUGACACCCCUCGUGAUGAAUCCCCCACUAGUAUUCUUGAGAUGAUGACGUCAUUUCCAGUUCUUGGGGGUUUAUUGUUAUCCCCUCUCCCCUAUAAUCUCUUAUUUUUGACGGAAAACGAAAAACGAGAGGAUAGUAGCUGCGGCUCUGUGCACAAACAAAGCCACGAAAGUACAUCUAAAGUUGAUAAGUUUAAUUAUAAGGCUGGGAAAUUUUUAUCUGAGAAGAAGCCAAAGAUCGAGAAUAAUUAUGCUCCAAUGGAACCAGUAACUGGAAAAAAUGUUACAAAGAAGGAAGCCGACAAUAAUUGGUCUGGUGAAGCACUUGUUUCCAACGCUUCAAAGCUUCCUAUAUCAGAUACACAGGGCAAUGCUUUGGAUUUUAGAAAAGGUGCUUUUAAGAGUGAACCAUCUGUUGUUCCAAAAGAAGAAUCUCCGGAUCCAGUUAACCAUGAUGAUUUUCGGAUAGAGAAACCUUACAAAAAGGAGCGUGUGGUUGGCAACUCAACGUCUGAUGAGAAGGUUGUUAAUUUGCCUACAAAAUCUGAGUCAGAUGUUUCAAAAAGUGGUAAAAUUGUUGAUAAUGGAUUGGCAAAGCCUCCAAAGCAGAAGGCUGCUCAAGGAGUUACAUCACAUGAAAAAGAUGCUUCAACACUGAUGAUGUCAUCUUCUGGAAGCAAAAAGAAAUCAAAUGGAAGACAAAGUUUGGAAAAUGGUUUUCAAGGUGUAGAGGAUUUGAAAAUGAAUAUGAAGAAUGAAUCUGCUUCCAAAAAUAAGAACCACCCUUACAAAUCAAAAGUGGAAGAUCCAAAACACAAUAACGGAAAAGCGAGGGAAACAUACAAAGAUUUCUUUGGGGAACUUGAUCCCGAACUUGAAGAUGGCGAUGACUUGCCAUUGGAGGAUAAGCCUUUGAUGGACAAGCCAAAGAACCAGAGAGUGACUGAAAAAGGUACUUUGGAAAGUAACGUUUUGUCAAAAGAUAGACUAAAUGGGAAAAAGGGUCCAAAACCAUCUUCGAUAGUACAUCCCGUAGCAGGCCCGGUGGGAAUUGGUGUGCCUGUUCCUGAUGGAACUUCUGCAACAGUGACUGCCGUAGUCAACGACGACUGGGUUUGCUGUGACAAAUGUGAGAAAUGGAGGCUUCUUCCACGCGGUGUAAAUCCAGGCAGCCUUCCUGAGAAAUGGCUCUGUAGCAUGCUUGAUUGGCUGCCUGGAAUGAAUCGGUGCAGCAUCAGUCAGGAGGAAACCACCAAGGCUAUGGCCACACACUUUCUUGGCCCGGCUCCUGCAGUUCAUGGUUUUCAGCCUGUGCAACCUGGAGCAUCUCAGUCAGAAUUGAUGAUGAUUGACCCUCUACACCUGGAUCAACGACACCAACCUUUUGGUCAACCAGUUGGUAUGAAGAAAAAGCAUGGAAUGAAAGAUCUACCAAACGAACCAAAGCCGGAAAGACCUUCUUUGUCUUCUAACUCUACAAAAAGGAACCUUCAAACCUCAAAUAAAACGAGAAGCCUAAAUGGAGCCAACCAGUCCCCCCUUGUUAUGGAACCGGAAUUUCAAGAUUCUGGACAGUCUAGUAGUUUGAUUACAGAAAAGCACAAAUUUAAGCAUAAAGAAAAGAAGAAACUACGUGAAAAUUUUGUGGAUGAAGGUAAUAAUGCUCUUCAUUUGAAGAUUAAGAACAGAAGAGAGGGCAGUCAAGAUAAUUCUAGAGAUUCCAAGAAAGUCAAAACGGAUGAUAAUUGUCGAACGGAUAAAGAUUGGACUUCUGACCAUGGUGGAGCUGUCUUUAAGGCAAUUAAUAGCUCCAAUGCUGAUUUACCUUUUAAGAAGGACCAUCGAAAAUAUGAUGACCGCCCCAAAGAUACAAAAUCUACUUCAAGAGAUUUGGGCAUAAACCACAAAAAUCAAAAUGAAUUAUGUGAGGAAAGAGAUGCUGCAAGAAAAAGGAAAUCUACUGAAUUUGAUGAUUCCCAGGUAGAAGAAACGAGUGAAACUGGACAGAAGAAGGGGAAAAAAGCGAAAAUACCCGAGUCCUGGGAGGAAGAAAAAGGUAGACUUCUAGAUAAUCCUAGAAGAGAUGUGCCUGUGCAUACUUCAUUGGCAGCGACUUCAAGCUCUUCGAAGGUUUCAGGCUCUCAUAGAACUAAAACCAAUAACCAUGAAGCAAAAGGGUCACCGGUGGAGUCAGUUUCUUCAUCUCCUUUAAGGAUCUUAAAUCCUGAUAAGUUUACAUCCUCAAGAAGGAACAUUGAAGGUGUUAAUAAUUCUCAAAAUCAUGGGAGUCCUAAAAAAGAUUGGGAGGACGAUAGAGGAAAUUACCGAUCAACCAAAAAUGGAUUAGAUGUAGUGGAAUCUUUAGAGAAGGUGGAAACUGUACCUUUUGCUGAAUUUGAACCCUUAGGGGCACAAACGCUAGUCAAAGGCCAUACCGCAGAAAGAAGAAAAAGUGGGAAAGGAUCAUCUUCAAGAUCUAAAGAAAAACAUAGGAGUUCUAAAUCUGAUAUUGAGAGGGUUAAUCUUAAAAAAUCUGAACGUACGAAUGAAAAUUCAAAUGUCCCUCCAUAUGAAGAAAAGUCAAAGGGGGGACGAAAUAGAUCUCAAGAUAAACUACCCGUUAAUUUCGAUAAGAUUGAAAAUGGGUCUGCUUUGAAUAAAGAAUCUUCUGUAAAACCACACUCAAUCCAGGAUUUAAAGCAAAAUCUUCCAAUUGAACGUGAUGGUGAAAGAUCUUCAAAAAAGGAUGUGUCUGGAAGAGUUAAACCGCACUCUUUACCACCUUCUGGUAAAGUUCAAAACGAAACCUCACGUCCUCCACAACCUUUUGUGGGUUCUCAUAAAGAAAAUGGUGAUAAGACUUUGUCAGUAGAUGGUGUCGAAGGUAGUGAUGCAUCAAAAGCGAUUAAGCAGAAAAAGAAAGCUGAAAAUCAGAAUGGAAAUCAGUCCUUGAGUACAAGACAUCCGACCCCAAACAGGAAUAGGGGAACCCCAAGUCCACUCAGACGGGAAUCAUCGAGUCAGGCUGCAAGUGCAAUAAAAGAAGCGAAAGCUCUGAAACACAUGGCUGAUCGUCUUAAGAAUAAUGGAUCAAAUCAUGAGAGUAAUUCGCUGUAUUUCCAGGCAGCCCUUAAGUUUCUUUAUGGAUCUUCUGUAUUAGAAUCUAAUUAUACCGAGAGUGGCAAACAUAGUGAUAUGAUUCAGUCUACGGGCAUGUACAGUAGUACUGCAAAACUUUGCGAGUAUGUUGCCCACGAAUAUGAGAAAUCGAAAGAAAUGGCUGCUGCAGCACUAGCAUACAAAUUAGCUGAGGUUGCAUACUUAAAGGUGGUUUAUUCAUCACAUACUAGUGCCUCGAAGGAUAGGCAGGAACUGCAAACGACUCUAACAGGUCCUACAGGCGAGUCUCCUUCUUCAUCCGCCUCCGAUAUCGAUAACUUGAACAACCCGGCUGUUGUUGACAAAGUUGCCCUACUCAAGGGUGUUAAUGAUCCUCAACUUGGUGGAAAUCAUGUAAUUGCUGCUCGAAGUAAACCCAACUUUUUGCGCAUUCUUAACUUUGCACAAGAUGUUAACUUUGCAAUGGAAGCUUCUAGGAGAUCUCAGAUUGCAUUUGCAGCCUCUGGGUCACAACCAGAACAUGCCAAUCAUAAGGAAGUAAUUAAACCAGCUCUUGAUUUCAACUUUCAAGACAUUGAAGGAUUAUUACAAAUUGUACGAGUUGCAAUGGAAGUAAUUAGCAAGUGAUUUCCUGGUAAUUGAUGCAUCUGGUGGAUCUCUCAGCUAUAAAUCGCGUGUUUAUCCAUUUGAAUCUUGCGGAUUUUCAAACGAGAAAAUUUCUGGUGGAUUUUUUGAACACCCUUUGUACAACUGUACAGUACUAGUUGAACUGCAUUACUUCCCAAUACAAAUAAGGAGUUAAGAUCCAAUUCUGAUCAAACAAAACCUGCAGAUUAAAGAUUUUGAUCAGAUUAGUGUUUGUUUUAGUGAGGAUGGUUUUGAAACAACAGUGAGAAAAGAUUAAUUCGUCGCUGUUAAUUUGUUAUCUUGAUUGUCAUUUGUAAAGCCUUGACGUCAAGUUUUUCUUUUCAAGUUGAUAUUCUGUAUAUAAUGGUGUCGUUGAGUUAGAUUACAUUCAGCAGUGGCGGAAAUUGUCGAGUAAAUACCUAAUGUAGCAUUGAAGAUGGUUGACAGGUAAGUGGUGGUCAAAUACCCUGACGAGGAUGAUAAUGAUGAUAAAGCAUAAUUUCUAUUGCAUUUUUGCUUGUAUAAAGAGAGGCCAACCGUAUGGACCUUAGAAGAAUAUGUAUGUAUGAGAGAAUGAGAUUCACGAAUUUGUUAUAAAAGCAUUGUGUUACAUGGGUGCAA
This is a messenger RNA of Erigeron canadensis, 5410 nucleotides long. Its product is annotated as cysteine-tryptophan domain-containing zinc finger protein 3-like. Bases 233 to 4789 code for a protein of 1518 amino acids. Gene Ontology annotation, molecular function: zinc ion binding. The record is from RefSeq and is a predicted model, not a curated record. The transcript has 13 exons. NCBI's taxonomy places the organism in Eukaryota, Viridiplantae, Streptophyta, Magnoliopsida, Asterales, Asteraceae.